AUGGCUAAAUCUCUACGCAGCAGAUGGAAGCGAAAAUGUCGUGCGAUCAAACGCGAACGUUACGCAGUAAAAGAACUGGCCAGGUUAAAGAAAAUGUUAGGCGUAAAGGAAGAAGAAAAAGUUAGUGAAAAAGAGGUUAUGGAAUCUGAUCAAGUAAUAUUUUUGGACGCUGGUGCCUUGAAAGCGAAUAAAAAGAAGAAGGAAACCCCGCCGGAAGAAGAGGAAGAUGUCGAAAUGAGUUCAGAUGAGGAAAAAGUCGAGGUUUCGGACGACAAAGGUGAAAAACGUAUCUUCAAUUCUAAAACUUUAAAAGAUCAAAAUGGGCAAUAUCCAGUAUGGCUGCAUAAACGGAAGAUCGCGAAAUUAACAAACGCUAAGAAGAAGUUUAAACGAAAGACAAAAAGUAAGAAACGUAAAUAA
Molecule: messenger RNA, 420 nt
Organism: Leptosia nina
Lineage: Eukaryota; Metazoa; Arthropoda; Insecta; Lepidoptera; Pieridae
Source: the annotation of a GenBank genome assembly